This is a messenger RNA of Liolophura sinensis, 3494 nucleotides long. Its product is annotated as sn-1-specific diacylglycerol lipase ABHD11-like. NCBI's taxonomy places the organism in Eukaryota, Metazoa, Mollusca, Polyplacophora, Chitonida, Chitonidae. Gene Ontology annotation, biological process: lipid metabolic process. The transcript has 6 exons. The record is from RefSeq and is a predicted model, not a curated record. Gene Ontology annotation, molecular function: carboxylic ester hydrolase activity. Gene Ontology annotation, cellular component: mitochondrion. The coding region runs from base 93 to 995 and encodes 300 amino acids.
UGUCGUCAGGAAAUGUCAAACAUGUUCACAGCGUCUUUCCAAGAAUUCUUAAGAUGAUCGUUUGCAGAGAGUAAUUAAACAAACGCACUAAAAUGCGGCUCUUUAGGGAAACAAUUCUGCGUACGCUCCAGGUGCACGCAGUGAGACAGUACACCACAUCGCCACCUGUAAAACCAGUAAAGCUGGCAUAUGCCACAUACCAGGAGACCAACCUGGAAGAAUCAGACACGCCUGUUCUAAUUCUUCAUGGCUUAUUUGGAUCAAAGACAAACUGGCAAACUAUUGCCAAGGCAUUUAGCAACACAGGCAGGAAAAUUAUCACUGUUGAUGUGCGUAACCAUGGUGAGAGUGAGCACAGUCCACACAUGACGUAUGAACACAUGAGUGCUGACGUGGAGCAGCUAAUGGGAGAUCUUCACCUCAAGAAGACAGUUCUGAUUGGUCAUAGCAUGGGCGGGAAAAUUGCCAUGACUUUAGCUCUUACCAAGCCUGAUUUAGUUGAUCGUCUGAUUGUGGUUGACGUUGCCCCGGUGAUUAGUGUCCAGGCCACGGUUCUGCAGUCUUACGCGGAUACUAUGAGAGAAGCGGAUAUCCCUGUGAACAAUACCUUGUCCCGGGCCAGACACACUGUGGAUAAACAGCUGCAGAAAGUGGUGUCGGAUCCAAACGUGCGGCGUUUCUUGUUGAUGAAUUUAGUGAUGGACGGGGAGAAAGUCAAAUGGCGGCUGAACAUUGAGGGGAUCCUGUCAAACUACGGCCGUAUUCUAGGCUUCCCCCUCUUCACAAAUCCUUUCGAAGGCCCAACUUUCUUCAUAGGGGGAGGAGACUCCAACCAUAUCAGUGAAAAGGAGUAUCCAGAUAUUACUCGGCUAUUCCCAUUGGCUGAAUUCUUGCACAUAGAGGGCGCUGGUCACUGGGUUCACUCAGAAAAACCUGUCGAGUUUGUGAGGGCCGUUUUACAGUUUUUAGAAAAAACAAAGAAAUCCACUUCUUAACAUUGCUUUUUAAUGUAUAUGUUAUUGAAAAGAAUGGCAGAAUGGGUAUAGGAAACAAAGAGAGAUUUUUUGAGCUUGUGUGUUUGAGGGCAUAGUUUGUUCAGAUGGACAUCGUUCAGUUGUUCGAAAGUGUAUUAGAACUUAAUCCCGGGGUUAAUGUUAAUCCUGACUAAAGUGUCAUUUACAUGGUAUUGGAAUGAGACUGGUAUUAAGACUUAAUCCUGGAUUAACUUUUAUACACUUUUGAACAACUGACCCCAGAUGUCAGAGAUGCAUGAACAUUUAAAGACUUUUCAGUAUGAACAGUACUGAGGAGGCCCGUGUUGGAUCAGUCAUCUGAAGUGCAGACACCAGUCCAUUGACCAUUGAGAUUGCUUGCUCAAAAUCAGGCAGUUCUUGUUUCUAUGUAACUGUUCUUUUUUUUGGAUAUGAAUUAUCCUAAAUGACCUAGAGUUUCGUCCACAACAGUGCACUUUUACAGGCAAAUAAAUGUCACAAAAUAUUAGUUUUGGUGCUGAAACAUACAAUUUUCCAGUAGAAUACCAUCCCAUGUUUGAAGGAAAGCUUAAAACACCUUUCCAAAAUCAAUAAAACUCUCAGAAUCAGGAAAAAUUGGCAGGUUACUUGUGGACGAAAUUUAUGAUCAUUUAGGGUAAGUGUGAAAAUAUUAUGUUAUGUUUAAAAACAAAGUUAUCAUUAAACAAAACUAUGGAAAAAAGGAGAAGGUGUAAAGAAUAAUGGCAUGUGGUACAAAUGGACUGGAGUAAAUUGUGUGAUGCUUGGUGGGGCUUUCAAUCCCGCACAGUCCAAACGGUCAGUAAUAACAGUAUUUUCACAGUAGACUUUUCAUGCAUACUGUGACUCUGGUCAACAAAACAGCUGUAGAAAGUACAUAGUCUACUCCUUGUCACAAAAUGUUCAUGGAAUAAUGACUACUAAAAAGAACAGGGGGUUCCUCUCACCUCUCACCAAUGCAGUCACUGUUUUCAAGUUCACCACAAGCUGGCUUCCUGUCUGGUCAUACAUGGGAAGGUCUGCCAGCAACCUGCAGAUGGCUGUGGGUUUCCCCUGGUCUCUGUCUGGUUUCCUCCCAUCGUAUUAAAUGUUGGCUGCCAUCAAAUAAACCCGGUCUAGUCAAUAAAUCAAAGCCAUGAAAAUGGAAAAGUUGGUCAUGGCCUAGAUACUUGUCUUUCAAUCGCUGUGACACAUAGGUUGAUGGUUCAGUGCCAGCAUCAGGUAGGGUAUUUUAGAGAUUUCUUUACUUUUCACUGUUCUUAGAGUUAUGGUGGCAAGGAGUUUGUAGAGACAUGAGGUUGUCUUACACGAAGUUCAUAGGAAAUGACUUGCCUUCCACCAGUAUGACAUACACAUUGAGCUUAGUCUGUGGGUCGAGGGCUGAGCUUAGUCUGUGGGUCGAGGGCUGAACUUAGUCUGUGGGUCGAGGGGCUGAGCUUAGUCUGUGGAUCGAGGGCUUAGCUUAGUCUGUGGGUCGAGGGCCUCUGUGGCUGGGUGGUUGGCAAGACUUCAUUGCAAAAUGACCCAGGAACCUCCGUGGCUGGGGUGGUUAGCACGCCAGAAGCCUCUCACCAAUGCUGUUGCUGGCAUCCCCAACGGUUGUAGGUGGGAAGAUCUUCCAGCAUCCUGUGGAUGGUUGUGGGUUUCCCCUGAGCUUUGCACGGUUUCCUCCCACCAUAAUGCUGGCCGCCGUUGAAUAAGUGAAACAUUCUUGACUGUGGCUUAAAACACUACUCAAAUAAAUUAAUAAAUACUCAGUGUGUGAAACUGUUAUAUUAAAUAUCAGACUGAUACUCUUUGCUAGUACUCAAUCUAGUGAUGUUAAUGAGGACUUUCUAUGUAUUUUAUUUAUAAAUUAUUACUUUGAUUGGUGUUUAAUGUCGUGAAUAAGAAUUUUUUAUUUAAGUAUGACAUUUGUUUGGUUUAUGAGGUAUCGUAUGCUUUACUAAAGCCAAAAAAGCUGAUACCCUGGACCCAAAUGUUAAGUUGAUUGAUGCAAUGUACUGCUAAGUAAUCAGUGAUCAAGACGGCUAUACUUCUUGUAGGGUUCCAUAGUUGUUGUUUGUUCAGCUAUUUAGGCUUAGGAAUGAACGAUGAUGGCUUAAUGGUAUUUAGGAUCAGGAUAAGACCAUUUCUUCAUUGAGGGAGUUUACACAAGUAAAGCUUGCUGUUGUAAAGAUUUAACCAGUUUUCACUGAUUUUUGUCAUUUUGAAUUACAUAAUACUUACAUAAAAUAUUCUUUGUUGACUGUUUUACAUGUAGGAAUAUAUAAACUCAAUGUUAAUUGGCCAAAUGAAGUUAUCACAACCUGUCAGUCUAUUAGAACUUCCAUGUGAUAUAUUACAUUUACCACAUAUAGUUAUUGUAUGUAUUUUGAUUUAUGCAUAGCUUAUGGAGUAUGCAUAAUACCCAGAAAUGUGAACUAACUACAGAAAGUUACCCAGCAUAUGCAUGUCAAAUGGAGAAUAAAUUUUGUUAUAUUU